AUGACGGUUAUAAACCUCCUUGGCAACGAUUAUGCAUCCUCUUCCUCUUCAGAUAGUGAGAUCUCUACACGAGCCGACACGGAUUCACAUGCUAUAGCAGCAGUUCCUAUCAAAGCACAGCUAUUCCCAUCAGCAGAUGAAUUGCUCGCCAGUGACACGAGCGGCGUAUUGACCAUGAGUACUGUCGCAACAGAGACGCGCAAACGGAAGAUCGAGCAACUACGUCGACCGAAUAUUUCGACGGAAGACCGAAGCUCCUGGAAUACCACCAAGACGCUAGUACUACAGAAAAGGGCAAAAGAGGCACAAGCUCAGACGUAG
Messenger RNA from Plasmopara halstedii, 321 nucleotides. RefSeq lists its product as uncharacterized. NCBI's taxonomy places the organism in Eukaryota, Oomycota, Peronosporomycetes, Peronosporales, Peronosporaceae. The transcript is spliced from 3 exons. Bases 1 to 321 code for a protein of 106 amino acids. The record is from RefSeq and is a predicted model, not a curated record.